Messenger RNA from Capsicum annuum, 2560 nucleotides. Its product is annotated as histone-lysine N-methyltransferase, H3 lysine-9 specific SUVH4. The transcript has 14 exons. NCBI's taxonomy places the organism in Eukaryota, Viridiplantae, Streptophyta, Magnoliopsida, Solanales, Solanaceae. Bases 302 to 2284 code for a protein of 660 amino acids. Gene Ontology annotation, molecular function: histone methyltransferase activity; zinc ion binding; protein binding. Gene Ontology annotation, cellular component: nucleus. The record is from RefSeq and is a predicted model, not a curated record.
UAAUAAGUAAAGUGAGAAAUACAAAUACCUAAUUGAAUUGAAUUGAACAAGUAGAGAACAGCUGGAGAGUUCCCAAAUUUAGCAUAGCAAAGAAGAGAGGAGAGUGUGGUGGUGGGCGGGAAAAUGAAUCGUCUCACGAGUAUCGAUGUGGGAAAAAAGUGAAAAUUUUUGAAGCCCCGCCUCGUCUCGUCUCGUCUCGUCUCGCCAAUUUCGCCUUUUCACUCUCCUUUCCUUUUUGUCAGUCCAGAAACCCUACACUACACUACACUACACUACAAUCGAGCUUCCUUCUUUCUCCAACAUGGUGGUUCCAUGCGCUGCCCAGCUUUCCGACCCCAACAACGAUGAACAAGUCAUGGUCCCCAGGCGUUGCAGUGCUAGAAUCAAAACACUCAAGAGUGACCAGGAAGCUCAGCGUCAGAGAGGAGCACGAUGCCGCUCCAUUGACAACCCUCCUCCUAAAACUAAGGUCUAUAGUAAGAAGAGAAAGGUGGAUAUGACGCCCUCACAACCUGUUCAGGUGGAUACGACGCCCUCACAACCUGUUCUUAAUGACCACGCCAUCACUGUUGCUGAUCCUCCUGUUAAUGAACAUCCUAGCGGGAAUGACAACGACAAAAGUUCCCAUGCCAGAGUAACUGAUACUCUUCGGAAAUUUAACAAGCAUUAUCUCCAUUUCGUUCAGGAAGAGGAGAUAAGAUGUCGAAGAGACCAAGCUGAUCACAAAACUAAGAAAAAUUCUAAAUCUAAGGAAGUUGAAGAUGAUGGUAAACGCAGUUCCAAGCGGCCUGAUCUAAAAGCGAUUACUAAGAUGAUAUCGGAAAAGGAGGUUUUGAAUUGUCAGAGAAUUGGCUCCAUUCCAGGCAUUGAUGUUGGUCAUCAGUUCUUUUCGCGUGCUGAGAUGGUUGUCGUGAGAAUGCAUAACCAUUGGUUAAACGGUAUUGAUUAUAUUGGCCAAGCUGCUGGCAAAAAAGAGGAGUACAAAGGCUACAGUUUGCCCCUUGCGGUGUCCAUUGUUGUAUCGGGACAGUAUGAGGACGAUCAAGACAACUAUGAAGAAAUUGUCUACACUGGUCAAGGUGGAAAUGAUCUUCUUGGUAACAAGCGUCAAAUAAAGGAUCAAGUCAUGGAGCGGGGUAAUUUAGGGCUUAAGAACUGUAUGGAGCAUUCUGUACCUAUAAGAGUUACACGUGGACAUCGGUGUGUGAAUAGUUAUGUUGGAAAGGUUUACACCUAUGAUGGCUUGUAUAAGGUUGUAAAUUACUGGGCGGAGAAGGGUAUUUCUGGGUUCACCGUCUAUAAGUUUCGGUUAAAGCGUAUUGAAGGACAACCUGUGUUGACCACCAAUCAGGUACAUUUUAUUCGAGGCUGUAUUCCCAACUCCAUUUCUGAAAUACGAGGGUUGGUGUGUGAGGACAUUUCUGGAGGACUGGAGGAUAUCCCCAUUCCUGCAACUAAUUUAGUUGAUAAUCCACCGGUAGCACCAACUGGUUUUACUUAUACCAGGGGUAUUAUAUACGCUAAAGGAAUAAAGCUCCCAUCAGCUCCCACAGGAUGCAACUGUCGUGGUUCUUGUCUUGAUCCAAGAAUUUGUUCUUGUGCUAAACUCAAUGGUUCUGAUUUUCCCUAUGUUCAUAAAGAUGGUGGUAGACUCAUCGAGCCAAAGGCUGUUGUUUUUGAAUGUGGUCCGAAUUGUGGGUGCGGACCUGCCUGUGUCAACCGCACUUCUCAGAAAGGAUUGAGAUAUCGGCUUGAGGUUUUUCGUACUCCAUACAAGGGCUGGGGUGUGAGAUCAUGGGAUUAUAUUCCUUCUGGUGCAACCAUAUGUGAAUACAUUGGUCUUUUGAAGAAGACAGAUCAGAUUGACCCUGCAGCAGAUAACAACUAUGUUUUUGACAUUGAUUGCUUGCAAACAAUGAAAGGGCUUGAUGGGAGGGAGAGACGGCUGGGUGAGGUUUCUUUGCCGGGAAGCUGGCAGAAGGAUGCUGAGAAGACGUCUGAUGGAGGGCCAGAGUAUUGCAUUGAUGCUGUCUCUGUUGGAAAUGUUUCGAGGUUUAUUAAUCAUAGUUGUCAACCUAAUUUAUUUGUUCAAUGUGUGUUAAGCACCCAUCACGACAUAGGCUUGGCAAGAGUGGUGCUAAUGGCAGCUGACAACAUACCACCUCUUCAGGAACUCACGUAUGAUUAUGGCUAUGUAUUGGAUAGUGUUUUGGAUCGAGAUGGCAAGGUUAAACAAAUGGCUUGUCACUGUGGAGCUGCUGAUUGUCGUAAACGCUUGUUUUGAUGGGAUAUGUAACCAUUCUUUAUGAGUUAGCUUUAGCACACAUCGCAUAUUUUUUGGGGAUUCUCAAUGUUCUGAUUUCUCGUCAUCUGCACUUCUGCGUAGAGGUUACCUACAGCGGGAAAUUGCCUUAGUCCCAAUGAGAAAGUGAUCUCGUUCAUUUAAUUUCACAUUAAUUUGUGAAUGUGUGUGUUUUUUAAAUAUAUAUAAUACAAAGCUUCUGUGACUCAGUUCCCAAGUAAUCUUGCGAGUCUUAAACAGGUUGAAUCUCUUUUGCUA